AUGAUUGAUUAUAUAUUUCUGAUUAUAGAACCUUUAGGGUAUACCAUCGUGCUAUAUUGGGUAAUUUUGCUAUUAGAGGAAAUAUAUAAAUGCUUGCAACCAUUUCCAGAUAUUAAGAAAAAGUAUGGAUAAGAUUGUUGGGCGGUAAUCACAGGAGCAACAGAUGGAAUAGGAAAAGCUUAUUGUUAAGAAUUAGUUAAAUAGAAUGUCAAUGUUUGUAUGAUAAUUAGAAACAAGGAAAAAGGAGAAAAGUUAGUCUAAGAAUUAAGUGCAAAUUCAACAUCAAAGUUUAGAAUUGUUAUAGCAGAUUUUGUAAGAUGUACAGAAGUAGACUUUUUCGAUAAAAUUAACGAAUAAAUUAAGGAUCUUGACAUAGGAGUCCUUAUAAACAAUGUUGGAGUUUCUAUGAAAAACCCUUUUGAGAGACAAUCAGAGGUUGACAUUCGACAGAUGCUUACAAUCAAUAUAUUCCCUGUGCUUUUUUUAACAAAAAAGGUACUCCCAAUUAUGAAAUCAAGAAAAAGUAGAUCUGCUAUCAUCAAUUUAUCUUCAAUUGCAGGUAGAUUACCGUUACCAUAUCAUCAAACCUAUUCGGCAACAAAAGCUUUUGAUGACCAUUUUUCAUAAUCUUUAGCAAUUGAAACUGAGGGAAUAGAUAUUUUGUCACACCGACCUUUUUUUGUCACAACUCCUUUGACCAAUUAUGAAAAGGAGGCUGGAGCUAUAACUCCGGAACAAUGUGCUAGAGGAGGAUUAUCAAGACUGGGUUUGGAAGUGACUAGCCAUGGAUAUUGGUAUCAUAGAGUAAUGGGAUUCUUAUUAACUUAUAUUAUCCCAUAGUUUAUUAGAACAAGAUAAUUAAAAUAGGUUUUAAUUAAAAGAGCAAAAAAGAAUCAAUGAUUAUGAAUUUGUGUUUAAUUGUCAAAAACAAAAAUGUUUAAGAAA
Paramecium tetraurelia is the source of this 945-nucleotide messenger RNA. RefSeq lists its product as uncharacterized. The transcript has 2 exons. The record is from RefSeq and is a predicted model, not a curated record. Gene Ontology annotation, molecular function: oxidoreductase activity. Lineage: Eukaryota; Ciliophora; Oligohymenophorea; Peniculida; Parameciidae.